AUGCCCCCCCGCACCAAACGCUGGAUCGACAAAAAGUCCUCCGAGACCUACCAGCUGCGCUACCGCUCGCAAGCCGACCCGCUCAUCCACGACUCUACCGCCCCCGACUUCGUCUUCACCCCCGUCGCCGCGCCCAACACCAAGAUCAAGAAUGCAACCCAACUCUCCACCGAGCUCGCGGCCUCCGGCGCCGCCCCGCCGCGCAAGAACGAGGGCGAGGCCGCAAUGUACGGCAUCUACUACGACGACAGCGCCUACGACUACAUGCAGCACCUGCGCGAGCCGGGCGCCGCCGAGGCCGUCGUCAUCGACGCAAAGGCGCCCAAGGCCAAGGGCAAGACGGACCUUGCCGCCGCCCUAGCAGCGGGCGCGGAGGAGCAAGAGCCGAAGAGGCUGAUCCCGAAGGAGCUGAUGGCGAGUGAGGUGCAGCUGCAGCGGACGUGGAGGGACCAGCAGGAGGUGCAGGAUGAGAUCCGCGGGUUCCGGCCGGACAUGGAUCCGCGGCUGAGGGAGGUGCUGGAGGCGCUCGAGGACGAGGCGUAUGUUGAUGAUGAUGAGGAUAUCUUUGGGGAGCUGGCGGAGGGCGGGGAGGCGAUGCCGGAUGAGUUUUAUGAUGGUGAGGACUUCUGGGAUGAGGAGGAGGAGGAGGAUGGUGGGUGGGAGUCGGAUGCGACUGAGAAGCCUGGAGAGCACCAGAAGGCGAAAGCCAUUGAGGAAGGUGCCGCUGGAGAGAAGAAAGCGGAGGUGAAAGAGACAGACGAGAAGGCGAGGGAAGGGGAUGCUCCCGCUGCUGCUGCUGCACCCGCCGACGACAACGCCUGGAUGAGCGAGUUCUCGAAAUUCAAAAAGGCCGAGAAGCGCAACAAGAAGAUGGCGGGCGCCGACGACGCCUCCUCCAUGGCCGACACAAUGUCGUUCGGUGGCACCUCGUCCUUCGGCGGCACAAUGUCCAUGUCGGGGCGGACCCGGCGGCGGCACAGAAAAGCUGGCACUGAGAGCUCAGGGUACUCCAUGACCAGCUCUUCCCUCUUCCGCACGGAGGGGCUUACUACGCUGGAUGCCCGGUUCGAUAAGAUCGAAGAAGAAUACGCCGAAGACUCCGAAGAAGAAGACGAAGCGCCCGCCGCCCCCGUGCCCGAGACGCGCCAGGACUUCAACAACAUCAUGGACGAGUUCCUAGAAGGCUACAACGUCGUCGGCCGCAACAACCCGCGCGUGCGCAAGGGGAAGACGCUCACGGGGCUUGAGCAGCUCGACGAGAUCCGCCAGGGGCUGGGCAAGGCGCGGAUCGGUGAGAAGCCGGCGAAGAGGUCUUCGAGGGUUAGGUAG
Molecule: messenger RNA, 1329 nt
Organism: Morchella sextelata
Lineage: Eukaryota; Fungi; Ascomycota; Pezizomycetes; Pezizales; Morchellaceae
Exons: 3
Coding region: 1-1329 (442 amino acids)
Biological process (GO): ribosomal small subunit biogenesis; ribosomal small subunit export from nucleus
Cellular component (GO): preribosome, small subunit precursor; nucleus; cytosol
Source: RefSeq, a predicted model, not a curated record